AGAUCCCAUGCUUAUAGGAGCUAUUGAUCUUAUAGCUCCUAUAAAACUUAUAAGAGUGAUAGAAGUUAUAAGUUUUAAAAGUCCUAUAAGACUUAUAGGAGCGAUCAGAGUUAUAAGUCUUAAAAGUAUUAUAAGACUUAUAGGAGUAAUAGAAGUUAUAAGUCUUAAAGGA
Messenger RNA from Scutellospora calospora, 172 nucleotides. The record is from the annotation of a GenBank genome assembly. Lineage: Eukaryota; Fungi; Glomeromycota; Glomeromycetes; Diversisporales; Gigasporaceae.